AUGGACGCCUUCGUCACGCGUCGCGUCGUCGCCAAGGCGUCGACGACGAACGACGACGACGACGCGCGCAAGCGGCGCAGAGUCGCGCCGACGAACGACGGGUGGCGCACGUUCGAUGACUCCCUGCUCGCGCGCCUGGACGCGGCGUGCGAACCGCGGGCGAAGAUCGCGGCGUUCGAUCUGGACGACACGCUGCAAAAGACGAAGAGCGGCGCGAAGGCGUUCGCGGCGCGCGCGGAUGACUUUACGACGCUGAACGAACACGUCCCGCGCGUGCUCCGGGCGUUGCACGACGAUGGGUAUAAAAUUUGUAUAUUUAGUAAUCAAGGGGGGGUGAAAGGGGCGUUGGAUGGGAAAAGGGCGACGAGCGUGCGGGCGCGGUUGGCGCUGCUGGCGACGACGCUGGAGACGCCGUUUCAGUUUUACGGCGCGACGCAGAUGCGGGAGAACGACGUGAAAAAGUACCGUAAGGGUGAGAUUGGGAUGUGGCGAAAGAUGGUGGCCGAGCAUAACGGUGGCGUCGCGCCGGAUUUGAAGGCGAGCUUCUUCGUCGGCGACGCCGCGGGACGCGCGCAGGAUCACAGCGCCGUGGACAAGGAGUUUGCGGAAAACGUAGGGGUGCGUUUUUUCGUUCCGGAACAGAUGUUCGUCGAGGGUGAGGCGUGGAAAUGA
Ostreococcus lucimarinus CCE9901 is the source of this 672-nucleotide messenger RNA. RefSeq lists its product with no specific name. Gene Ontology annotation, molecular function: double-stranded DNA binding; ATP-dependent polydeoxyribonucleotide 5'-hydroxyl-kinase activity; polynucleotide 3'-phosphatase activity. Gene Ontology annotation, biological process: DNA repair. Lineage: Eukaryota; Viridiplantae; Chlorophyta; Mamiellophyceae; Mamiellales; Bathycoccaceae. Bases 1 to 672 code for a protein of 223 amino acids. The transcript has a single exon. The record is from RefSeq and is a predicted model, not a curated record.